Molecule: messenger RNA, 1424 nt
Organism: Vitis riparia (riverbank grape)
Lineage: Eukaryota; Viridiplantae; Streptophyta; Magnoliopsida; Vitales; Vitaceae
Product: thiosulfate/3-mercaptopyruvate sulfurtransferase 1, mitochondrial
Exons: 12
Coding region: 226-1194 (322 amino acids)
Biological process (GO): transsulfuration
Cellular component (GO): mitochondrion
Molecular function (GO): thiosulfate-cyanide sulfurtransferase activity
Source: RefSeq, a predicted model, not a curated record
UCUGUAGAUAAUUCGAAGAGCCUCUCACUCCUUUCUACAUGGUCUCUGAGCAAUGGCAGCAGCCCUUUUCGCCAGAACCCUUUUGGAAAUCGCUUGAUUCGUUCCUCACUUGCCCUCUAUCAGAAGCCUCAAAUCUUCACCUCUUUCUUCAAUAAGAGACCAUUUUACUCACGGCCCAACGCUGUCUAUUUGGUGUAUAGAAGUUCUGGUUUUUCCACUUGUGCUAUGGCUUCUUCAACUUCUGGGACAAGGUCUUCUUUUUCAACACAGUCUGUGUCUCCAAAUGAACCUGUUGUUUCCGUUGAUUGGCUCCAUGCCAACAUUAGGGAACCUGACUUGAAGGUGUUGGAUGCGUCCUGGUACAUGCCAGAUGAGCAGAGAAAUCCACUUCAGGAGUAUCAGGUUGCCCACAUUCCAGGUGCCCUUUUCUUUGAUGUGGAUGGCAUAUCAGAUCAAACCACAAAUUUGCCACACAUGUUGCCAUCGGAGGAAGCUUUUGCCGCUGCUGUUUCUGCCCUUGGUAUUGAAAAUAAAGAUGGAGUUGUUGUUUAUGACGGAAAGGGAAUUUUCAGUGCAGCUCGGGUUUGGUGGAUGUUCCGGGUAUUUGGGCAUGAGAGAAUCUGGGUGUUGGAUGGGGGCCUGCCAACAUGGCGUGCAUCAGGAUUUGAUGUAGAAUCUAGUGCUUCUGGUGAUGCUAUUUUAAAAGCUAGUGCUGCCAGUGAGGCCAUAGAGAAAGUAUAUCGCAGACAGGCAGUUGGGCCAAUCACAUUUCAGACAAGAUUCCAGCCACAUCUUGUCUGGACUCUUGAACAGGUUAAUCAAAACAUUGAGAACAAAACACACCAACACAUAGAUGCCAGAUCAAAGGCCAGGUUUGAUGGGAUUGCACCAGAGCCUCGAAAGGGAAUAAGAAGUGGACAUGUCCCCAGCAGCAAGUGCAUUCCCUUUUCCCAGAUGUUGGAUUCUUCACAAAAACUCUUACCUGCAGAUGAGCUUAAGAAACGAUUUGAUCAAGAAGGCAUCUCUUUGGACAGCCCCGUUGUGACUUCUUGUGGCACUGGUGUAACUGCUUGUAUUCUCGCAUUGGGUCUGCAUCGUCUUGGGAAAUCUGAUGUUACUGUCUAUGAUGGCUCAUGGACUGAAUGGGGAGCUCACCCUGACACACCCGUCUUAACUUCUUCAGCUUCAUCUUAAAUAUUAAUGCAAUACCAUCAAGAAGCUUGCUGGGUAGCUGCUCAGCAUGAGGUUUGGCUUGUCAGUACUCCCAGAUUGUGAUGAAAAAGGAUGUAUUUAAGACUGUUGAACCAUUUCUCUCAGUUAUUUUUGGUUUUCUAAUUACAGUUGCUGGAAAUUGUGAUUGAAAGAAUAAUAAUUUUGAAUUUGGAGCAUAGAAGCUAUUUAUCUGGGUUUUUUUCUUCUCACUA